Saccostrea echinata is the source of this 1528-nucleotide messenger RNA. Its product is annotated as UPF0669 protein v1g209471-like. The transcript has a single exon. The coding region runs from base 198 to 767 and encodes 189 amino acids. The record is from RefSeq and is a predicted model, not a curated record. Lineage: Eukaryota; Metazoa; Mollusca; Bivalvia; Ostreida; Ostreidae.
UUUGGAAUCUGAGAAUUAUAAUAGUUAGAAUUAAUCCACGCCUUAUGUAAGAUGUGAUUUGUGUGUAUUAUACUCUGUUGGAGUAAAACCUUCCUACGCACUGUUUAAGUCUGCAGCGAUAACACAAUCUGUAGUGCUCAUUUCCAUACCACUUUUACUCAACACUCUGGUUCGAUUUUCUCCACCUAUCAUUCAGGAUGGAGGCUUGGGUGCAUUAUGGUUUCAACAUUCUCUUGCACAUUCUAAUAGUGUCAUUAGUUUUACUGAAGUGUUAUGGUGAAGAAUUUCUACAAAGCGUUACAGAAGAAGUUUUAGCAGGGAAUUACACAAUCUAUCGUAUCAAAAGCCGUGGACGACUGCGACUGGAACUUGUGUCCCAUGAAGGUGAUGCUGAUAUUUAUGUGUCAGAUAGUGAGUCACGUCCUUCAUAUGAAAAUUAUGAUUUGAAGUCUAUUACUUGUGGUGUUGAUUUAAUAGAAGUGUCUUCCAAAAUGAAGAGGCCAGUGGCAGUCGGUGUGUUUGGACAUCCUUUUUAUAGGACCUCGAAGUAUACCUUGUCUGUGUACAAACUACCUGAUGUAGAGGUGGACUAUGCAACAUUAGAUGCCUUAUACAAUAGUUAUACUGAAGAUACAUCUGAAAAUGAGCAGGAUUCCCAGAAAUCUAAUGAUGAACACACAUCUACCGAGGACCAGCCCGAUGAAGAUUCUACCUUGUGGACCAUUGUCAUAACAAUUUUGAAAAUACUGUUUGACAUUCUAUUAUAAGUUACAUUUGAAGCACUUUGGAAGAUACUGAAAAUGUCAAAAACAUAUGAUUCCCCAAUCCCCAUCAACCCAAUGCAAUAUGUGCCCAGAAAGUAGGGAAAGAGGAGUGCUUCUUGAAUUCUCCUUUAAGUAAUAACAGUCUAUCAAAUUAUUAUGCAUUAUUCCUUCAGGUAGAUAUGGGCACAUGUUGAGGCAAACAUGGUUUUCAAUUUCUGUUUAAUAGAAUUGAGCUUCUUACAAUAUACAGUGUACAUGUAUUGAAUGUACACCUUUACAUCUUUAUAGACUUUAAUUCAUUUUAUUUAGCAAAUUUUCCUGAUAUGAGUGCAUGUAACUUUGGAAUAAUUCCUUCUCUCUGCAGAAUUAUUCUCAAUUAUUUUCUUUACGGUGUUAAAUCAGGUCUAAACCAAGCUAAAUGCUGUGUAUGUUGCCGGCAUGGAUUUUGCUAGCAGCUGCUCAAACAAAACAGAGAAAUUAUGUAGAAUUGUAUCUUGAUCACUCGAACUUAUAUUUUGCUACAAAGAACAUUCUCUUCAUAGUGUCUGUCUUGAGAUUUUCAUCUAACAACGGGGUUGCAAUUAUAUCUAAUAAUCUUAGAUCAUUUAUACAUUGUUUGCAAUUAGAGGGAUUCAUUCUUGAAGUAUGACAAUUUUAUUAUACCCUUAACACAUGAUUCAAAGUAACUAUAUUUUUAACAUUAAGAUCAAUAUCUAUUGAGAAUUGCACAGACAUUUCUUACCUAAAUAAAUUUUUUUUUGUUU